Messenger RNA from Meloidogyne enterolobii, 432 nucleotides. The record is from the annotation of a GenBank genome assembly. NCBI's taxonomy places the organism in Eukaryota, Metazoa, Nematoda, Chromadorea, Rhabditida, Meloidogynidae.
AUGUAUUUAAAAUUAAUUUUAAACAUUUUCUUCUUGUUAAUUUUGAUAAACAUUUCCAAUGGAGAAUUGUGUAAAUGUGAUAAAAAGACAGGAAAAAUUUUGCGCAAUCACCGAUAUAAAAGAGGGUUCAAAUGUAACUGUUUUUCAGGUGGAGCAGGAAGCUCUAAGAAAGGUUCUGAUGAAGGAACUUCUAAAAGAAGUUCGGGAAAAGGUCUUAAUAAAGGCAAAAAGCCUGCAGUCGAGAAUUUUAGCCGCUUUGAGAAGGACGAAAUUAAAAAAGAAAAUGCAGUAAAAAAUUUUGAUGAAAGGAUGUUAGGAGGUUAUUAUAAUUUUGAUCAAGAUAAUUCAAGCAAGAAAAGAGUUUUGUAUAUUGCCGAUAAUUUUUUCUACUCGCAUAUUCAAUUUAAUGUUAGUUUAAAAACUUUAAUUUAA